Phalaenopsis equestris is the source of this 2509-nucleotide messenger RNA. RefSeq names its product peptide-N4-(N-acetyl-beta-glucosaminyl)asparagine amidase A-like. The transcript has 2 exons. The record is from RefSeq and is a predicted model, not a curated record. NCBI's taxonomy places the organism in Eukaryota, Viridiplantae, Streptophyta, Magnoliopsida, Asparagales, Orchidaceae. Bases 458 to 2227 code for a protein of 589 amino acids. Gene Ontology annotation, cellular component: vacuole.
ACAUCUAACACCUAAAAUUUAAGUUUUUACAUUUAUACGACCUAAAUCUUUAGUAUUACAUACAUCUUCUCAUGCAUCUUCAUGCAUAAGCAGACGGGUAUUCAUCUAAAAACUAAAAGUUCAACCGUUAAAAUAUGUAAAUACAUAAGAAUUAAAUGGUAUGUAUGUAAAUCAGGCUAGCAUUGAACGUACCAAAUAGUUCCACAGCCAUCGGAUUCUACCCAGCAGAAGAAAAGCCUCACCUCCAGCCAGUACUACAGAACGGUCCGCUACGAAACCACAUCGAACGUUCCCUCCGAUCACACAGCACAUUUUAAAUAACUCCCUCCUCCUCCUCCUACUUCCUCCUCCUAUUUAUUCCGACCACCGCCCAACGCCAGCAAUAUCCAACACCUGCCGGAAGUUAACUUUCCGGCGAGCUCCUUCUCUGUCUAUCUCCCUCUCAUUCCGCCUAAAAAUGAACCGCUGCUGUAUCUCCGUCUUCCUCCUCUUGCUAUCCGUCGGCAUAGUUACCCAGAGUGCCGGCCCUGUUCCCAGCAUCAGCCUCGAGCACCUAGAUCCCACCCUACCCCCUGCCAUCCUUGCCGGCCAAACCCCCAAAUGCUCCGUCCUCCUCCUCCAGCAGGAGUUCGCCGACACCGCCGGCUCCCUUCCCGCCGCCGCUAACUACACCCACCCCCGCGAAUGUCCCUUUCCCUGGACCCGCGUCAUCCUCGAACUCUCCGUCUCCGCCUCCGAUCUACAACGCGAUCGCAUCGCCGCCGUCUGGAUCGACGGCUCCGAGAUCCUCCGCACCACCACCCCUCUCCCCAUGGCACCCGGUGCCUUCUGGACCGUCCGCAAAGACGUCUCCCGCUACGCAGCCAUUCUUCGCCGCCUCGGCGAUCCUUCCUACACAGCCGCUCGCGGCCGCGGGAUCGUCUCCAUGAUGCUCGAAAACUCCAACUCCCCCGCCCGCCUACCCGGAGUCUACUCCGCCAAUGUUUCCCUCCAUUUCUACCGCGGCGCCGCCACCACCACCAUUGCCACCGCCACCGCCGCCGCCCAUCCGAACACCCGAUCACUCUACCACGAACCCGCUGACAUUAUUCUCCCGAUCUCAAACCCAACCGGCUAUCUCGGCACCACCGGUUUCUGGUUCCGCAUCAACAACGAAACCCACAUCCAAACAUCCCCAAUCGCCCUCCCAAUGAACGCGUACCGAGCCGUACUCGAAAUUUUCGUCUCCUACCACGGAGACGAUGAGUUCUGGUACACAAACCCUCUCCGCACAUCCUACCUUCGCCAAUCCCCCUUCUCGAACCUCUCCUCCCCACGCACAAACGGCGGCUUCCGGCAACUAUACGCCACCAUCGACGGACAGUUCGUCGGCGGCCACAUACCAUUCCCCGUCAUCUACCCCCGAUCCAUAAACCCUUUCUUCUGGUCUCCCGUGGCGUCCAUCGGGGCCUUCGAUAUGCCGUCGUACGAUCUCGACAUAACUCCAUUUCUCGGGCUUCUGCUGGACGGGAGGACGCAUGAGAUCGGGCUGGGGGUUCGGGAUGCGCUGCCGUAUUGGUUAGUGAGUGGGAAUCUGCACGUGUGGGUGGAUCUGUGGUCGGACGCAGUUAGGGCGGGGCUGGUGCAUUACUACGUGCCGCCGGUGAAGGUGAACCGGAAUGCGGAGUGGAGGAACCAGGACGGGCAAUCGGAGAUCAAUGCGGAGGGGCUGUGGCAGUUCACGGGGUGGGUAAGCUCUUCCCGGGGGAAUAUCAGCACCGCGGUGAGGCAGAAGAUCAAGUUCAAGAGCCAGAUCGAGGUGCAGAAUCGUGGGGCUGUUACGCAGGUGGAGGUAAACAACAAGGAGAGGAUGAUGGUGGAGAUGUCAAUCGGGCAUCAAACCCUCGGCCGCGCACAAAUGCUGCUCGAAACACCGCUUCAGAUUCAGACAACCAGCGUCAGCGCAGCAGGCGGAUCCAUCUUCCUUAAAGCCAGACUUUUCCACCAACUCCUCGAAUCCGUGGUUCUCAGCCAAGGCCAAGCCAUGACGACCAGCACGCUCACCGAUCGACAGGACGCGGAGGGAUCGGCGUUGAUGCGCGGCGACGCACCAGUUUGGGGCAGCGCAUCCACCCGCUCGUCUUACAAAUAUAGGGAUGAUAAUACCUGCUAUCUCCGAGCGGUCAACACUGCCGGUGGCGUUGUGAUGCUUGACACCACCAGUCCUUCCUGCGCUGCGGAUGCCUGAAUUGAAUCAGAGUAAUGGACGUAGUUUGCGGCUUGGUUUUGAGCGUAAGAGUAUAAUUGUAAGAAUAAUGGCUGAGGUUAGAAUAGGAAAAAUUAUUAUGUGCGGGAGUCUGUGUGUAUACGGACUCCGUGUGCAAUAAUUUAUAAUAAUGUAGUAUAUGUAGCUUGCAUUCAUACGGAUUCUGUACGUAAUGUUCUCUCUAUAUGUGAGAGAGCUUCACUAGUCUCCUAUAUUUUUUUAAGAUUUAUUUUAUUACUAUUAGUUUAUUCUUGUCAUUACUAG